CAAUAUUUCAGGACAAAUAGCUAGAUCCGGAAGCCGAACAUAUCCUGGGUUUCUUUGGCACCUUUCUCCACACCAGCACCUUCAGCCACGGCUAGCUCUCUCGUACAGCCUGCAGGAUGCUCUCCACCGACACGAACCAAUGUGGCCUCACAGGUACCAUGCCGGCAAGCACCAAGCCGCAUCUCUACAUCUUUGGUGGACACAGUGGAAAGGGAAUGUGCAUGGCCGCCGAGAUCGCAGGAAGCGACAGGACCUGUGCUAUCACCACGAUCUCCAAGCGGGGAAGGCCCUUGGCACCCGGACCGGCGACGGCCUUUGCUCAGGCGAUGGCCAAUCACACCGUGCAUUACAUGGCUGCCUGUGACGAGAAGGACGUCAAGGCAGUGGAAUGCCUUAUGGAGUGGACCGCGCCCUCCAUGCAGCCUUUGCCUGAAGCUCGCUUCAAUGUCACAGAGGUCAUGGAUGAAGUGAAGAAGGAGAUCGCCGAAAUGAACCAAGUGCAGCUCGAAAGGGCCUUGGCCACCGUCCAGGGGCUCAAGAAUGCGGUGCAGAAGAACCAGAGGCAGAUCAAGGUCCGCUUGGACUAUAAGGACUGCAGCGAGCAGGAGAAGAAGCGCCUUCAGGACAUGCGGCUGGAUUUGCAAGAGAAAGAGGCGUGCUUUCUAGAGCUGUUGGCUGACCUACAGCAGAAGGUGGGUGAGGAGGCUCCUCCGGCUCCUGCAGAGCAGGCUGUUUGCCAUGUGGACACCUUACUGAAGCAGAUGGAGAAGGAACUGGCUUUGCAGAAGAGCAUGUGAGGACCGUGACACGAGCUCUGAGCUGCAAAACAUCACGUGGGGCGGUCUUCCGAGCGGAAA
Durusdinium trenchii is the source of this 857-nucleotide messenger RNA. The record is from the annotation of a GenBank genome assembly. Lineage: Eukaryota; Dinophyceae; Suessiales; Symbiodiniaceae.